UUCUACUUUCUCCUCAUUGACUCCAUUUUUGAAAAAAAAACUCCUGAUUUUCUUUUUAGCCGAAUCUCAUACUCUCUCUCUCUCCCCUCCCUCCUUCGGAUUCCCUCUUCCACUAAUCCUCGCCUCCUUAAUCGGACCUUCGAAAUCCCUUUUUUUGGGUGGGUGUGUCUUUCUUUAUUCAAUCGAAACUCCAAUCCGAUUUCAACCUUUCUUGGAAUCUCCGUCUUCUUCCAAAAAGCUUCUUCAUCGGAGAGACAAGACACCUAAUCACAAACUCCUAAUUAGACCUAUCUUAGAUAGGUCAAUCAAUCAACAAGUACUUGGGGGAAGACUGUGUUGCUGUUUUUGUUUGUUUGUUGUGGCAUUUUGAUAUUUGUGCAAGAAAGAAAGAGAGAGGAGAGAUGUUGGGAGCUGGAUGUCAGUUGACGAGAGGCGGGCGACACGGGGAAGACCCUUUUUAUUACAGCUCAGCCAAAGGAGGAGCUCGUAAGCCCAAUAAUAAUCACCACCGCGCCGCCGAUCAGCUGCUGCGUAGAGCUCAGAGCGACGUCUCUAAUGGCCGAUCAGCUAAUAAUAACCCCAAGGAACAACAACGUCGAGAAGAAGAAGAAGAAGGCGAGAAGGAGUCUCCUUCUGGGCCGACUAAUCUUGAACGUUUCUUAGAGUCGGUCACACCUUCUGUGCCGGCCCAGUACUUACCCAAGACGUCGUUACGGGAGAGAAAAGCUGAUGGUGAUGAUAAAGUUCCUUACUUUGUGCUUGGAGAUAUCUGGGAGUCGUUUGCGGAGUGGAGUGCUUACGGGGCAGGAGUGCCUCUUGUUUUGAAUAACAAGGAUCGUGUUAUUCAGUACUAUGUGCCUUCCUUGUCAGGGAUUCAAAUAUACGCUGAUACUCACGCGUUGAGUUCGUCUCUUAAAGCAAGACGGCCUGGUGAUGGUAGCGAUGAUUCUAGUAGCGAUGUUAGCACGGAUAGUGAUUCUGAACGGGUUACUGCAAGGAUGGAUCAUGUUUCGUUGAGAGAUCAGCAUCUGGAAGACUCUUCGAGUGAUGACGGUGAACGUUUAGGAUCUCAAGGUCGUUUGAUGUUUGAGUAUCUCGAAAGAGACCUUCCUUACAUCCGUGAGCCUCUAGCUGAUAAGGUAUCUGACCUCGCUGCUCGGUUUCCUGAGCUGAAGACGCUAAGAAGCUGUGACUUACUUUCUUCAAGCUGGUUUUCCGUGGCAUGGUACCCAAUUUACAAAAUACCCACAGGACCUACAGUUAAGGAUCUGGAUGCUUGCUUCUUGACGUAUCAUUCCCUUCACACACCCUUUGCAGGUCCAAGCAUUGCACAACCAAUGAGCCUUGUGCAGUCCAUAGAGAGUGAGAAGAUGUCAUUGCCAGUUUUUGGGCUCGCUUCAUACAAGUUCAGAGGUUUUGUAUGGACACAAAAUGGAGGCUCUGAGCACCAGCUAGUGAACUCUCUCUUCCAAGCUGCUGACAAGUUGCUGCGGUCAUGUCAUGUUAGCCAUCCUGAUUUCCUCUUCUUCUGCCGCCGCUGAUAUGAUAACUUUUAGUACGAUUUAAAAAAAGGAAGUUUCUCGAUGAGGAACACAGUCAAAAUGAAUUUGUGAAAACAAUUUUAGUGGUUCACAAAGAGUUUGAUAUAUUAAACUCAAGCUGUUGAUGGUUGGUCUCAGACCUAAAGUUGCUUUAUCUGUAAGUUAUAGAUAAACGAGUUUUGUUUUUGUCAGGUUAUGUAUGUGGAUCAUGGGCUAACCUUUUUGUUGUAUACCAAUACAUACCAUUGUUGUCUGCAAUAGAAACUGUUGGAGUUAAUGUGAA
Molecule: messenger RNA, 1824 nt
Organism: Raphanus sativus (radish)
Lineage: Eukaryota; Viridiplantae; Streptophyta; Magnoliopsida; Brassicales; Brassicaceae
Exons: 6
Coding region: 402-1541 (379 amino acids)
Source: RefSeq, a predicted model, not a curated record